UUGCUUUCCUCCUGUACAGAUCAUGUUUUGCACUUUGAACACUCAUAAAGCUGAUAUGGACAAGCUCUUAGGGGCACAAAUUGGCCUGGAAGAUUUCAUAUUUGCCCACAUAAAAGGACAACGAAAAGAAGUAGAAGUUCUUAAAACUGAUGAUGUGCUUGGGCUUACCAUUACAGACAAUGGAACUGGCUGUGCAUUUAUAAAGCGAAUCAAAGAAGGUAGCCUUAUGGACCAAACCAAAAUGAUCUGCGUGGGUGAUCACAUAGAGACUAUAAAUGGAAAAAAUGUGUCAAAUUGUCGGCAUUACGAAGUUGCCAAAAUGCUGAAAGAUCUGGAGAAAGGUCAGAUGUUUAAGCUGGAGUUGAUAGAGCCUAUGAAAGCAUUUGAAAAGCUGGAACCAAGGUCCAAAGGUGGAACUCUGCCAGAGGCUAAAAUCUCCAGAGGGAGAGAAACACUUCGGCUGAGAACUAAAGGCCCUGCUACUGUGGAGGAAAUGCCAUCUGAAGUUGAAGAAAAAGCAAUUAAAAAAGUGGAUGAGCUUCUUGAAACAUACAUGGGGAUAAGAGAUAUUGAAUUAGCUGCAACAAUGGUGGAAGCUGGAAGGGACAAGAAAAACCCAGAUGAAUUUGCAGUGGCAUUGGAUGAAACUCUUGGAGACUUUGCCUUUCCAGAUGAGUUUGUCUUUGAUGUAUGGGGAGCAAUAGGUGAUGCUAAGCAAGGACGACUGGAAUAAGAACUGCACAGUUUAUCAAUCCCUAUUUGAAAAUACAAAAUUAUUUUCAAAUACAUGUAUCAGAAUUUUAAUACUCUUAUUGAUAUGAAU
Molecule: messenger RNA, 823 nt
Organism: Balearica regulorum gibbericeps (East African grey crowned-crane)
Lineage: Eukaryota; Metazoa; Chordata; Aves; Gruiformes; Gruidae
Source: RefSeq, a predicted model, not a curated record